Messenger RNA from Corticium candelabrum, 594 nucleotides. RefSeq lists its product as uncharacterized. Bases 172 to 594 code for a protein of 140 amino acids. Lineage: Eukaryota; Metazoa; Porifera; Homoscleromorpha; Homosclerophorida; Plakinidae. The record is from RefSeq and is a predicted model, not a curated record. Gene Ontology annotation, biological process: protein retention in Golgi apparatus; protein targeting to vacuole. The transcript has 5 exons. Gene Ontology annotation, cellular component: extrinsic component of membrane.
UAUCCGGGAUAUAACAAACUUGCGCUACCUAUCCUUAUAUGGUGCGGGCACCUAAACAUUGUCGGAAAACUGGAACUGGGUGUUGGUUUUUGCUUUCUACAAUUGAAUCGUCAACUACUGGUUCUGUAUAAGACUACUUCGCUGUAGUUUCAGCUGCGUGCCGCUUUGACAAUGGCCGUGCACAUUAUGAAGGAACUUGUGUACUGGGUACUUGACAGCUACUUGUCUCGAUAUAUCAAGAACUUUGACAAAGACAAAUUGAAGGGCUCUCUGUGGCGCGGAAAUGUACAACUUGGAGGCGAAGGCACGCCUUUGGAGAUCAAACCAGAAGCUCUGGCCGGGGAGAAUAUGCCAGUACAAGUAGUAUUUGGUGUCUUAGAGAAAUUUAGUUUGCACAUACCAUGGACCACCAUUCUUGGCUACGGCGACAUAGAAGUUGGCAUCAAAGGAUUAUAUGCUGUUGUAGAACCAAAUGCUGCGCAAGAGUAUGAUGCUGAACAAGAAGCAACGAUGCUGCAGGCGUUAAAGGAACUGCAGAUACAAAAGAUAGAGCAUGCUGUUCAACGAUUUAGAAAGCAGCAAACUGGUCAUUAA